Spirodela intermedia is the source of this 4407-nucleotide messenger RNA. NCBI's taxonomy places the organism in Eukaryota, Viridiplantae, Streptophyta, Magnoliopsida, Alismatales, Araceae. The record is from the annotation of a GenBank genome assembly.
AUGGAGGAGAAACUGUUUCCUGCCUGGCUGUGGUCUGUAGAGCAGUGCCUGAAGGAGUAUGGUGUCAGGUUGGAGAAGGGUCUGACCACGUACCAAGUGGAGGAGAGGCGCAAACACUUUGGCUGGAAUGAGCUCAAAAAGGAGAAGGGGAAGCCACUCUGGCGCCUCAUCCUCGAGCAGUUUGACGAUGUGCUCGUCAAGAUCCUCCUUGUGGCAGCUUUCAUCUCCUUCAUCCUCGCCUACUUGCAGGGCUCCGAGUCGGAUCAUGCCAGCCUUGAAACAUACGUGGAGCCAUUCGUCAUCGUUUCCAUCUUAGUGCUUAAUGCCAUUGUGGGCGUCUGGCAGGAGACCAGCGCUGAGAAGGCUCUUGAGGCGCUCAGGGAGAUGCAAUCAGAGCAUGCAAAGGUCCUGAGAGAUGGGUAUUACGUCCCCAACUUGCCUGCUCGGGAGCUGGUGCCAGGUGAUAUUGUGGAGUUGAGCGUGGGGGACAAGGUUCCUGCUGAUAUGAGGCUGGCGGUGUUGAAGACAUCGACUCUGAGAAUUGAACAGAGCUCUCUAACUGGGGAGAGUAUGCCCGUGAUCAAGAGCACAUAUCCCGUCCCUGUGGAUGAUUGUGAGCUGCAGGAAAAAGAAUGUAUGUUGUUCGCAGGGACAACUGUUGUGAAUGGGAGCUGUGUCUGUGUUGUCGUCGCCACAGGCAUGGACACAGAGAUUGGGAAAAUACAGACUCAGAUACAUGAAGCCUCCAUGGAAGACCACGACACCCCUUUGAAGAAGAAGCUCGAUGAAUUUGGGGAGAGGCUGACUACCGUUAUUGGAUUCAUUUGCCUGGUUGUCUGGGCCAUAAACUACAAGAAUUUCAUCACCUGGGAUGAUGGGGAUGACUCCGUGUGGGACUUCCGCUUCUCAUUUGAGAAGUGCACCUACUAUUUCAAGAUAGCAGUGGCUCUUGCAGUGGCCGCCAUUCCUGAAGGUCUGCCAGCUGUGAUCACAACGUGUCUGGCCUUGGGAACGAGGAAGAUGGCACAAAAGAACGCUGUUGUACGCAAGCUACCCAGUGUGGAGACCUUAGGGUGUACCACUGUGAUAUGCUCGGAUAAGACUGGGACACUUACCACUAAUCAGAUGUCUGUGAACAAGUUCUUUACUUUUGGUGGGAAGACCACAUCACCCCGGGUGUUUCAUGUGGAUGGGACUACUUAUAACCCCAAGGAUGGAGGCAUCAAAGACUGGAGUUACUACAAUAUGGAUGCAAAUUUGCGGGCGUUGGCAGAGAUCUGCGCCAUCUGCAAUGAUUCCAGAAUCUUCUGCAAUGGCCACCUUUUCCGGGCUUCAGGAUUGCCCACUGAGGCUGCUCUCAAGGCAUGCUCUACUGGCCACGUCCUUUAUUUCCCAAUUACUUCUAAUUUUCACGUCAAAAUAGGUAAAAACUUUUCCUCAAGUUGUUUAUUCUUUCUGUUCCUAAUGAAAAAGGUUCUAGUCGAGAAAAUGGGGGUUCCAGAUGAAAAGGCAAGGAGCAGGAUCCGUCAUGAGCAGCUUGCUGCUGAAUGUUCGAUUGUCCGAUGCACUGUGAAACUAGGUAGAGAAUCAUUCUCGCUUUCUUUUAUUACAUUGAAGUUGCAUUUUUUGUUUAUGCUUUGAUUUCUUUGUAGGUUGUUGCGAGUGGUGGAUAAAGAGAUCAAGAAAAGUUGCCACUUUGGAAUUCGAUAGGAUUCGUAAGUCUAUGAGUGUCAUUGUUCGCGAGCCAACGGGCAAUAAUCGCCUACUAGUGAAGGUACAUCCUUUCUUCAUUUUUUUUUUCGCUUAUGGUUCUAACUUCUAGUUAUUGUCUUGGCCCCAUACUUUCUUGGUUCAGAUAUAAACUUGUAUGAAAAGCAUGGGGGCCCAAUACUUUUUUCAUAGUACGAAUGAAUUUCGAUUUGUCAAUAUAAACACUUUUUCGAUUUGUCUGUAGUCUUUUAACUUGAUUUUAGAGUAGGAUCUCAAUUUAAAGUUAUUUCUUUAGAAAAAUGACGCAGAACUGGUAAGGAUUCCAUUCCUGUUCGUGAUAUUCAUGAGAGCAACAAUCUCUUAGAUUAAACAUUGUUGUACCUUGUUCACAUUAAUCUUAUGUUCUGUCAGUCUUCUUUUUAUUCUUCAUCCUCGCAAUCUCUGCUGAAUGGGUCAGAAACUUACUGUUGGAUCAUUUCAAUUUGCAGGGUGCUGUUGAGAGUAUACUGGACCGUAGUUCUUACGUACAGCUGGCAGAUGGUUCAGUCGUUUCAAUGGACGAGUCUGCUAGGCAGGUUAUAUUGCUGAGGCUCCAUGAAAUGAGUUCGAAAGGGUUGCGGUGCUUGGGCUUCGCAUACAAAGAUGAUCUGGGAGAGUUUGCUGACUACUAUGCUGACACUCAUCCCGCCCAUAAGAAGUUGCUCGACCCCAUUAAUUACUCUACAAUUGAAAGCAGCCUGAUUUUUGUGGGUGUUGUUGGUCUAAGGGUGAGUGCUCUUUUCAGGAUUACUCAGUAAUUUUGGAUUUUAUAUUUUUUUCUCGGCACUGAUUUUAUAUUUCUUCAUGUUGGGCAGGAUCCCCAUCGAGAAGGAGUUGACAGAGCAAUCCACGACUGCAGGGAAGCUGGUAUCAAGGUUAUUGUGAUCACUGGUGAUAACCAGUCCACUGCAGAGGCAGUCUGUCGGGAGAUUGGGCUGUUCCCUGACUCCAUAGAUCUCAGAGGAAGAAGCUACACGGGGAAGCAGUUCAUGGCUCUUCCAAAUGAUGAAAAGAUCAGGGUUUUGUCCAAGCCCAGCAGUCUGGUUUUCUCUCGGGCUGAGCCGAAGCACAAGCAAGAGAUUGUGAGGUUGCUGAAGGACAGUGGAGAGAUUGUGGCGAUGACUGGGGACGGUGUAAAUGAUGCACCUGCCCUGAAACUUGCUGAUAUUGGGAUAGCCAUGGGUAUUACUGGAACUGAGGUGAGUAUUAUCCGAGCUUAGUCUAAAUCAUUUUUUAUCAUGGGAUUCUCUGGAGAGCCCUGGUUGCCCUUACCUGCAAAUUAAUCAAUGAUUUGAACUUAUUUGUCCUUACCCAUCCUUGAAUAGAUGGGUUAGUGGUUCAAAACGAUUGGAGACUGAAGAUUUUGAAUGUAAUCUGUAAACCUAGGAUUGUCCCAUAUUGUCAUCAUCUCGCCAUCAUGAUUAGCUAAUUAGUUCAAGCUUCUUCUUUUUUUUUUUCCUCCUUCCUUUUUUUUUUCUUUUUUUUUCCUGCUUCCAUUUACGGUAUUUUCUUUAAAACGGAGGAAUCAAAAAUAGUUUGUCUGAAUUUCCAAAAUUUAAAAAAAAAUCUUCUGAAAUGUUCAGGUAGCUAAGGAGGCAUCCGACAUGGUUCUGGCCGAUGAUAAUUUCAGCACGAUAGUUUCAGCCAUAUCCGAAGGCCGCUCCAUUUAUGAUAACAUGAAAGCCUUCAUAAGGUAUCUGGGCUAUGUAGACUCGUCACUUCCUUCUUACUCUUCUCAAAGCAUCUGAGAUAUGGAGCUCACCUGGCCGGACAUCUUCGUAGGUACAUGAUCUCAUCCAACGUAGGAGAAGUCAUCUCCAUCUUCCUGACCGCCGCGUUGGGCCUCCCCGAAUGCUUGAUACCGGUGCAACUCCUCUGGGUCAACCUGGUGACCGACGGGCCGCCGGCAACAGCGCUCGGCUUCAACCCCGCAGACGACGACAUCAUGCGGCGGCCUCCCCGGAAGAGCAGCGAGGCCCUGAUUAAUUCCUGGGUCCUCUUCCGCUACCUGGUAGCACCCGCCCUUGUUCUUGUCUGGUUCUUUGAUUCUUCCAUCAAUUCUCUGUCGCUGCUACUGAUUCAUAUCGUUCUACCCAGGUGAUCGGUUCCUACGUCGGCAUGGCGACGGUCGGCAUCUUCAUCGUCUGGUACACGCAGGCGUCGUUCAUGGGGAUCGACCUCACAGCCGACGGCCACACGCUGGUCUCCCUUGCCCAGCUCCGCUCAUGGGGCGCCUGCCCCAAUUGGGUGGGCUUCUCGGCGUCCCCGUUCCACGCCGGAGGCCGCAUCGUGAGCUUCUCCGACCCAUGCGACUACUUCUCCGCAGGGAAGGUCAAGGCCACAACGCUGUCACUCUCCGUGCUGGUCGCCAUCGAGAUGUUCAACUCCAUGAAUGCACUCUCAGAGGACAGCAGCCUCCUGUCGAUGCCGCCAUGGCGCAACCCGUGGCUGCUCGUUGCCAUGGCGGUCUCCUUCGGGCUUCACCUGGCCAUCCUCUACAUUCCCCUGCUGGCUUCCAUAUUCGGCAUCGUUCCUCUGAGCUUCAGCGAGUGGCUACUGGUCAUACUGGUCUCUGCUCCUGUCAUCCUCGUUGACGAGCUGCUCAAGUUCUUCGGCAGGCGGCAUAGAGCGAGAGUCCCCAAGGUCAAGGUUGCUUGA